Messenger RNA from Talpa occidentalis (Iberian mole), 3922 nucleotides. It is a transcript of the gene RAVER2, whose product is annotated as ribonucleoprotein, PTB binding 2. Bases 104 to 2140 code for a protein of 678 amino acids. Gene Ontology annotation, molecular function: mRNA binding. Gene Ontology annotation, cellular component: cytosol. The transcript is spliced from 12 exons. Lineage: Eukaryota; Metazoa; Chordata; Mammalia; Eulipotyphla; Talpidae. The record is from RefSeq and is a predicted model, not a curated record.
CCUCUGCCCGCCUCGCCCCCGCCCGGGCCUCCUCCCGCUUUCUCUCAUCUCCGCUUCCCCUCGAGCCUGCGGAGGAGCCCGCGGCUGCGGGGCGCCCGGGAAAAUGGCGGCGGCGGGACUCGGCGGCGGCGAGGGGGGCGCGGGCCUGGGCGGCGCUGUGGGGUCGGGGCCGGGGUCGGGGCCGCGCGAGGACGCGGGGGGCCCCGCUCCGCCCGCGCUGCACCCGGAGGAGGUCGCCGCGCGCCUGCAGCGGAUGCGCCGGGAGCUGAGCAACCGCAGGAAGAUCCUGGUGAAAAACCUGCCCCAGGACAGCAACUGCCAGGAAGUUCAUGAUUUAUUACAGGACUAUGAGUUAAAGUAUUGUUAUGUGGACAGAAAUAAACGAACAGCUUUUGUUACCUUAUUGAAUGGGGAACAAGCCCAGAAUGCAAUUCAAAUGUUUCAUCAAUAUUCUUUUCGUGGAAAAGACUUAAUAGUCCAACUCCAGCCAACAGAUGCUUUGCUGUGUAUUACCAAUUUGCCUACUUCUUUCACAUUAGAAGAGUUUGAAGAACUUGUUCGUGCUUAUGGAAAUAUCGAGCGAUGUUUCCUGGUCUAUAGUGAGGUUACUGGCCAUUCCAAAGGCUAUGGAUUUGUAGAAUACAUGAAAAAGGACUUUGCUGCAAAGGCUAGAUUGGAGCUAUUGGGUAAACAGUUGGGAGCAUCAGCUCUCUUUGCGCAAUGGAUGGAUGUUAAUCUGUUGGCUGCAGAGCUCAUUCAUUCUAAGUGCCUUUGUAUAGAUAAACUUCCUAGUGACUACAGGGAUUCAGAGGAGCUGUUGCAGUUUUUUUCCAGUAUCCAUAAGCCUGUGUUUUGCCAGCUUGCACAGGAUGAAGGCAGUUACGUUGGUGGCUUUGCAGUGGUCGAGUACAACUCUGCCGAGCACGCCGAGGAGGUUCGUCAAGCUGCACAUGGCAUGACCAUACAGGGCAGCCAAGUCCAGGUCUCCUUCUGUGCCCCGGGAGCGCCAGGGCGAAGCACAUUGGCAGCACUGAUCGCAGCUCAGCGUGUGAUGCACAGUAGUCAAAAGGGCCUACUACCAGAGCCAAAUCCAGUGCAAAUUAUGAAAAGUUUAAACAACCCUGCCAUGUUACAAGUUCUUUUACAACCCCAGCUUUGUGGGCGAGCUAUUAAACCAGCAGUUCUUGGAACACCUCACAGCUUGCCACAUCUGAUGAAUCCAUCCAUCUCCCCUGCAUUUUUACAUUUGAAUAAAGCACAUCAGAGCUCAGUUAUGGGUAAUGCUUCUAAUUUAUUCCUUCAGAAUCUCUCUCAUGUACCACUGGCACAACAACAAUUAAUGAAGUUUGAGAAUAUUCAUACAAAUAAUAAACCAGGCUUACUUGGAGAGCCCCCAGCUAUGGUACUUCAAACUGCCGUAGGGAUUGGGUCAGCACUUCCAUUGAAAACAGAGUUGGGUCAUCAUGGAGAAGCACAGAAAACAUCUAAUCUGAUGCCACCUCAAACAGCUAUAACAGCUGGCGUGGGCAUGUUGCCAUUCUUUCCAAAUCAGCACAUUGCUGGACAAGCUGGGCCAGGUACUACUCAGGAGAAACAGCCAGCCUCCGUGGGAAUGGCAGAAGGAAGCUUCUCAGGGUCACAGGCUUAUCUUCAGAAUUUUCCAAACCUUACUGCUGGAGGCUUGUUGACAGGACACCUUAAGCAACAGCAAAGUCAGCCAAAAGCCACAGAGAUAAGUUCAGGGGCUACCAUAAAGAAUCAGACUUCACUCUUGGGAGAACCACCAAAAGAAAUUCGGCUUAGUAAAAACCCAUACUUGAACUUGGCAAGUGUUUUACCCAGUGUCUGCUUAUCAUCCUCUACAAAUAAAACCACUCUACAGAAGACUGGAAUUGCAAGCAACCUUCUGGAUGCAAUCUCUCAGGGAAAUGAAUCACAACAUACAUUGGAAAAGUGCAUUGCUUAUUCUCAACCUUUUGGUGAUUAUACACAGGUUUCAUCUUUAAGAAAUGAAAAGCGAGGCUCCUCUUAUCUCGUCUCUGCCCCAGAAGGUGGUUCAGUAGAAUUUGUUGACCAGCAUUCUCAGGGCACAGGAACGUAUUAUAUGGAAACCUACUUAAAAAAGAAGCGCGUAUACUGAGUUAAGUUUUCACCCAAUAGCCUCAUAAGGUUCUCUGCAGUAUUUCUGCUGUUCCUUGCUGCCUUAACUACAUUCAAACUAGCCAUAUCCUUUAAAUACGGGUUUGUAAUUUCCCAUAAGGAACUGUGUUGUGCAGCAGGCAGAACUGCCAAAAAAUAAGUAGCAAUAAGAGAUGUCAAUUGAGGACAUUUUCCACUAGAAUUAGAUGCAUCUUAAUGUGGUAUUAACUUACAGUUCAUUGGGAGAAAUUAACAUUAUUCCUAGUUUUAGGACUAGGAAUAAUUUUGACACCAUAUAUAAGUUUGAAGCAAUAAAUAGGAAACAGUUCUUGUUUCCUAAGCCUUAGAAGAAUGAAUUUCUUGUAAAGCCAAUGUACAUUUCACUUUACUUUCACUAGAGGUAAUCUCCUUUAUAGAUUUUCAGAACUUUUCCUACAACUCUAAGCACGCCAGUACAAAAGGCAGUGAUGGUAAUUAAUGUUAUAAAGAUACUCUACAAGCAAACUAAAUUAUUAACCUCCCACACAGUAUAAAACCCAAAUGCAGAGUGAUGGUCACAACAUCCAAGGUAUACCCGUGUACAGAUGUUGUACUUUUAAUGUUAUUUACGAUUUAUACCUUUUGAGAGAAACAAGAAAGGUUAAGUAGUUUUGGGAAAUUAAUUAUAAGGGUUUGGCAAAACUCUCUGGGGGCCGAUUCAGUCUUCUACCUGUUUGUGUACUGCCUGCAAGGUAAGAAAUAUUUACAUUUAUAAAUGGUUGGAAAAGUAUAUGUGCAGAAAAUUUCCCUGGAUGAUGAUGAAGUUCAUUUUCAUAUAACUACUUUUGUGCUACAAUGGUAGAGCUGAAUAGGUGUGAGAGACCACAGUACCUGCAAAGCGUAAGGUAUUUCCUUUGUAGAGAAACCUUUAAAUUCUGCGACGUAUUUGUAAGUGGCAAGAAAUAUUAAGUUUCAUUGUUUCCUCAUGGCAUGAUUACACAAACCCCGCAUUUCUAUAAUAUUAGCGUCCCUUCUGAAGCAGUCUUAGGAAGUAACUAUUUAUUACCAUUUUAAGCUGAUAAGCUAUACCUCAUUGUCUCUUAUUCAAUUUACAUGUGAAAGAAUUGUUUAUUGCAUAUAACUUUCCAUCACCAUUUCCUGAAGACCUUGGUAGUUGCAUGAGACUCUGCCAUCAGAAAAUUGCUAAGUUUGUGCCUUGUUAUGAGAUUUUAAAGAGUUUAAAAGGACUGGGGUCAUUGAGACUUCCAAAGUGAGAUCAUUAAAUAUCUUGUAAAUUGGUAGACUUACUAAGGAACCUAUCCUGUUUUAAUUAUGAAGUUUAAGACUGGUGUAUGUUGUAAAGAAUUUUACUUGGUGUAAGCAUGUAUUCACCUCUACUGGAAAAUGACAACUAAAAGGUAAUUUCUAAGACAUAUACUACCUGUAAGUAGUGGAUAGGUACGACUCAGUAAAUAAUUGGAUGAUUCCAUGCUCUGCUUUCUCCUUCCAAUUUUCCCGUUGAAUUAAUCCUCUUCAAUGCUUAGUCACACCUCUGUGACAGUAGAUUUUAAAUCAAAGGAAAGUAGGAAGAGGUUGAAGGAACUAAAAGAUUCUUUGGAUCUGCCAUUUGUACAGGUCUGUGCCCCACUGUCAUUGAACAGCUAAGUACAAAUCAAGUGGUAAUACUAAGGACCAUUCCCAGGCCCUCCCCCCCCCCCCGUAUUUUCUAUGUAAACAAGUUGUUUGAAAUGCUUUGAAAACAAAAUCUUAAUAUUAAAAGGCAUAUGCAUGUGAAGUCUCUAGU